Molecule: messenger RNA, 772 nt
Organism: Dictyostelium purpureum
Lineage: Eukaryota; Evosea; Eumycetozoa; Dictyosteliales; Dictyosteliaceae
Exons: 2
Coding region: 75-623 (182 amino acids)
Biological process (GO): protein import into nucleus
Cellular component (GO): nucleus; cytosol
Molecular function (GO): nuclear import signal receptor activity
Source: RefSeq, a predicted model, not a curated record
AUUUUAUGCAAUCGAUAAUCAACCAAUCUUAUAUAUAAUAAUAUUCUUUAAUUAAAAAAAAAUUAAUAUUAAAAAUGUUUGGAUAUGUAGUAGGAGGAAGACCUGUUCAAACAACAGUUCAAACAAUAUCACAAACAAAAUAUUUUUUUCAAAUUGAAAAUGCAACAGAUGCAAAGGACGUUGCAAUUUUUUUAAUGGACCCAGUAAAUUUCCCAAUUGGAUUUAAUGCAGCAAUUUAUUUAUCAUGGAAACCUUUUACAGAAUGGAAAUAUUUAGGAUUUCUCAACCAAACUAAACCAUCAUCAAUUUUUACAAUUAUUCAACAAUUGGAUAAAACCAUGGCAUUAGGAGAAGAUAAAAAUACAAUUCAAAUAGGUAUCUCUAUUGAAAAUGAUCAAGAGAUUCAAGCCAAAGUUAUAGAGAAUCAAUUAAACGACAAUAUGAUUUUCAAAUCUACAGAUUUUAAACAAUUUGCUUAUAAAAUGUGUCACAAUUUAGUAAACUAUAUUCUUUCUUUCAGCGGUGACGGUGUACCCUCAAAUAUGGUGCCAGCGACAACCGUUAACAAGUGGUAUGAAAAUUUUCAAAAGAAAUUACAAAAUGAUGCUUUGUUUUGGAAAUAAAGCAAUUUAAAACAAUAAUAAUAAAAAAUAAUCAAAUAAUAAUAAUUUUAUCAUUUAAUUAAAACCAAUAGCAAAAAUAAAUAAAAUUCAAAUUGAAAUUUAAAUAGAACAAAAAAGAAAUUAAAUAAAUUUAAUUUUUAUUUAACUAG